AUGAUUACUGGCGCGAGAAACUGUUUGAAAUCUGCCCGCCUAAAUUCUCUUACGACAAACAGCAAAGAUAUUAUCGCAAACUCGUUCAAAUUUUCCAAAAUGGCUGUGGUUCCGCACAUUGAGCAGGACCGGGACCAGAUGUCGAAGCUUAUGCAGUCCCUGGAGCAAUACAGAAAGGAACAACGCCGCGGCAAGGCGUCAGUGAAGAAAACUCCGUUCCAAGUCAAAGAAUCACCAAACAACAUCACAGUCGACUCGUGGCGAUUCCAGGAAUGGGACUACAAGCGUCGAGAUCUGCCAGUAUACGCCCGUGGGUUGUUCACCACCAAGACACGAAAAAAUGGCCACGAAAUUGCUGUGCGAGGCUACGACAAGUUCUUCAAUGUCAACGAAGUCAACGAAACCAAGUGGGAGAAUAUCCUGACAAAGACCCAAGGGCCAUACGAGCUUACUCUCAAGGAAAACGGAUGCAUCAUCUUCAUUGCUGGUCUCGAGGACGAAACUCUCAUCGUUUGCAGCAAGCAUUCCACAGGGGAUCGUGGCGGGGAACUGACGCAUUCAAAGGCCGGAGAAGAUUGGAUAGAGAAACAGCUUCAAGCCAUUGGCAAGACGAAGUAUGAUCUCGCCCGAGAACUCAGACAGCGAAAUGUGACGGCUGUGGCUGAACUCUGCGAUGACGCCUUCGAGGAGCACAUUUUAGCGUAUGGACCGGAAGAGGCUGGACUCUACUUGCAUGGAGUCAAUCUCAACGUACCCGAAUUUACUACAUACCCCAGCACAGCUGUCCAGCAGUUUGCCGAGGACUGGGGGUUCCGCAAGACGAAGUAUAUCGUGUACGAGGAUGUCAACAAGGUCAAAGAGUUUCUCGAGGAGGCUGCAGCUACCGGUGCAUACGACGGCCGUGAUGUCGAAGGCUUCGUCAUUCGCUGCAGGAUGUCAGGUAGUCCCGAAAAUCUCCCAUUCCGAGAUUGGUUCUUCAAGUUCAAAUUUGAGGAGCCAUAUCUAAUGUACCGACAAUGGAGAGAAUGCACAAAGGCAUUGAUCAUGAACAAGCCGCCAAGAUUCAAGAAGCACGUUGCCAUUACCGAAGAAUACCUCCUGUACGCCAAGAAACGCCUGGCCGCAAACCCUGGCCUGGCCAAGCUCUAUAAUCAAAACCAUGGAAUCAUCGCGCUGCGCAACGAGUUCCUCGACUACAAGAAUAUCAAGGGGAGCGAUGCAGCCAACAUGGAUCAAGCUGAUGCGGUUGUCAUGUCGGAGGUUACUAAGGAUGUUGUGCUGGUACCCAUUGCAACCAUUGGGUGUGGCAAGACGACGCUUGGCCUGGCAUUGACAGAGCUUUUCGACUGGGGACACAUUCAGAAUGAUAACAUUUCUGGCAAGGGCCGACCGCCUCGAUUCACAAAGGCAGUGCUUGCGCAACUGGAAGACCAUCCGGUUGUGUUUGCCGAUCGCAACAAUGCACAAAAGCACGAGAGAAAACAGAUCAUCUUCGACACCAAGACGCAGCUUGAGUCGGUCACGAUGGUGUGCCUCAACUUUCGCCACGACCAAGAAUCUCUCGAAGAGAUUCGACAGGUGACGCGCGAUAGAGUCAUUCAGCGUGGCGACAACCACCAGACAAUUCAUGCUGCGAGCGACCAGGAAAAAUUCCUUGGUAUCAUGGAUGGGUUCAUUGGUCGCUUUGAGCCUUGCUCCGCCUUUGUCAGGCCAGAUGACGGAUUUGAUGCUUUUAUUGACCUGAAUCCUGUUGCAGGAAGCCGAAAAAACCUAGAAACUUUGGUGACAAAGCUUCAUGAAAUCCUCCCCAAUGUGGUCAAGGAAGUGCCAACAUCUGAGCAGCUGGACAGGGCAAUCGAGUCGGCGCUCGGCUUCAAACCAGACUUUAGGCAUGAUAUUCCGGAUCGGAGCAGCAAGCAACCAGCCAAACAGCAACAAAAGAAGGAGAAAGGGAAGCCUAAAGAGCUGGAAUAUAUGUCCAUUGCUGUCCCCGGAAAUAUUGUCAAUAACACGCUUGAGAAGGCCUUUGCUUCGUGCGACAAAGAAAUCUCGCGUUGCUACAUGCAGCUCAAGCAAACUCGCAGGAUACAGACGGCUUUUCAUGUAACGCUUCUACAUAGAGCCAAUGCGAAGCACUUUCCUGGGCUCUGGCAGCGCUACCUUACUCUGCACGACACUGCAGGUGGAGGAACGGGAAAGCUCGGCGAGUGCGAUGUGGUCAUGGAGAGAGUCGUUUUCGAUCAGCGAAUCAUGGCGAUUGUAGUCCGAAUUGACGACAAGUCCGACACAUGGGAAUGUGCGAACCACGUAGCGCAUAUUACCGUUGGCACCAGAGACAGCACCGUCAAGCCCAAGGAGAGCAAUGACUUGUUGGCAAAGUGGCUUGACCAAGGUCCGGACGGUGUCAUUCGGGAGGUGGUGUUUGCGGACAAAGUCACUGUGCCGUGCGAGGUCCAUUCGGUUCUGUCGCGCUAG
Molecule: messenger RNA, 2475 nt
Organism: Akanthomyces muscarius
Lineage: Eukaryota; Fungi; Ascomycota; Sordariomycetes; Hypocreales; Cordycipitaceae
Exons: 2
Coding region: 1-2475 (824 amino acids)
Biological process (GO): tRNA splicing, via endonucleolytic cleavage and ligation
Cellular component (GO): nuclear inner membrane
Molecular function (GO): RNA ligase (ATP) activity; GTP-dependent polyribonucleotide 5'-hydroxyl-kinase activity; phosphoric diester hydrolase activity
Source: RefSeq, a predicted model, not a curated record